Molecule: messenger RNA, 3347 nt
Organism: Phytophthora nicotianae INRA-310
Lineage: Eukaryota; Oomycota; Peronosporomycetes; Peronosporales; Peronosporaceae
Exons: 2
Coding region: 34-3249 (1071 amino acids)
Biological process (GO): cell differentiation; negative regulation of G1/S transition of mitotic cell cycle; regulation of transcription by RNA polymerase II
Cellular component (GO): nucleus; chromatin; transcription regulator complex
Molecular function (GO): RNA polymerase II transcription regulatory region sequence-specific DNA binding
Source: RefSeq, a predicted model, not a curated record
AGCUCAAAAGUCUUCCGCCCUUGAAGCCUCUAAAUGGCGGGAACGCUGACUCGCUUCUUCGCGUCGGCGUCGAGCUCGGGAGCGUUCGCGAGCAUCCGUGGCGACGCGCAUCUAUUGCAGACCUCGCAGACUUUAUACGACCAGAUAUUGCCGUCUGCACCGGUCAUCGGCGUGGACGAGAGCAAUGCGCGUAGCAAGGAGAGCGAACCAGACAAGAUCUGGGCCUUAGUGGCCGUUGUUGCCACAAGAAUGACGCAGGAGGUCAAACAAGAGCAAGCGGAAGAAGAGCAAUGCUCUACAAGUGUACAGACCAAGCUGGAGUGGCAUCUAGUGGAUCUACUGGCCGAGGCCGGUGUGGGAUUGCAGGAAUUCCUGCUCUACUUGACUAGUCUCUUUAACCGUUUGCUCUUGGAGCCGGAGCUUCUAGCAGCCACUACACUACUCAAAGAGGAGUUCACAAUUGCCACUUUAUUGUUCGAGAAGUACCGCGUGCUCUGGGAAGCGCUUGUACCCAAGAAGAGAACCCAAUCGCUAUUUCCUUCCGAUCCCGAGCCAGAGAGCGACGCAGAGCAAAAUACAGAGCUGAAGACACGCACACGACGCCGGAAACUCUUCGAAGGAGGCUGGUUGCUGUUUCUAUUGGCCAAAAGAAGACUGGACGCGCACUAUUCGGGUCUUGGACAGCUCUACCACUUACUAUUAGCUACUCUACAUUUGGUCCUUGCUAAUGCUCAAGCGUCCCAAGCCACAGUAGAAGCGGAAGUAGCAGCGGCGUUGAGUGCCAUGGGUGCACUGGGAGAUGGCAAGGCGUCGCCUGUAAAAUCUGGAGCAGGAGUGAAGACCAGUGCACAGAUUCUGGAAGCUCUUUGUGCGGCUCCAAAAGUGGAUCCCGCCGAUGUUUCACGUGCAUCGGAACAUUUAGGACUGGUGCUACAACAAUUAAGAGACGAGCAGGUGUUGCAGAAACCGGAAGACGAGCAUAAUGUGCUCAGUAUGGCGCUGUUUAGCGAUGACGUGCUGGAAGCCAAUGUUGCCAGAUUGUCGGACAAAUACAAGGACGAUUAUCUCGAUGGAUGUGGGAAACUGGACGAACGGUUCUUCUUGGAUGCUCGUAUUCGACGCAUAAUUAUGGGGGCGAGUGCUAAUGCCCAAGCAGAUAGUGGAGACAGCUCGGCUGAUUCAUCUGGCAGUCGUAGUACUGCGCGUACAAUGUUGUCCCCGGUACGUCGCAAUAUGCUCGCUCGACGACGAGAUAGUAAUCCUACUACCCCAGCUACACGAGGAAUGAUGACACCGCCUCGCCAUCGCCAACAAACAUUCCCCGCUCGUGGACUUAACUCGCCGUUGAUGCAUUCCUGGCAGUGGCAAGGUUCGCCUGGAGGACCGCGUUUUGGUGUAAGCCCACGCCCAUCACCGGGAUCGAUGCGCACACCGGUAACUGCAGCAGUGGAGACCAAUAACUGGGUACGGGAAACGCUGUCGAGCACUAUGUUGACGCCUGUGACGCCGCAGCUUUGUCGAUUUUUCUCGGAUUGUACAGUGGACCCAACGGAGAGAAUCACCCGAGUUUUACAUGAACACUCGGAGUUGCUACUAUCCGCACGUAACACUGGUCGAGUGACAGCUGGGAGAGUGCGCUCAACGGCUACGUUGGUGAUUGAUGAUCAGGAGGACGAUGCCGAUGAGAACGGAAAUACUCGGAAUGUACCGUUUCCAUCAGGUGUGGACGACAGUUUAAGACGUACGAAAAAUCUGACGAUCGUGCUGUUUUACCGAGUGCUGGAGCCAUUGCUACAGUCAGAGCGUGAGAGGUUACGCAACAAUGAUUUCUCCAAGCUACUGAACAACGAGGUCUUCCUUGCCACGUUGUUUGCGUGCAGUGCUGAGGUGGUACUCAAAGCGCACUCACUCAUCACGAUCUCGUACCCUUUCCUGCUUGAACAUUUGCAUGUGAAUGCUUUCCACUUCGUUACAACAAGCGAAAGUUUUGUCAAGUAUGCACCGAAGCUGCCUUCUGCGUUGAAGAAACACAUGGGCGAUGUUAAGAACCGCAUAUUGGACUCAGCCGUCUGGAGAUCGGACUCGGCGCUUUAUCAGCUGCUCAAAGCACCGUCAAGUGCUCCCAGUACACCAAGUUUGGCUGAUCGAUUGAACGGAGAUGGAACUGCUACGUCAAGUCCAGUGGGUCAUGCUCCGGUGCUUCGUCUCUUUUUCCGAAUGGUGUUAUCUCGAGCAGCUUCUAGGAUUUACCAACUGUGCAACAUAUUGGGACUGGACUCAACAGAUCAAAACCAGAUCUGGACGGCUGUGAAGGAGUGCAUCACGUCACACCAGUACUUAUUGAGAGACCGCCAUCUGGACUUGAUCGUGUUGUGCAAUAUUUAUGCGGUAUGCAAGGUUUCGCGUGGACCGAAUAUCUCUCAAGCAGCGGCAACUAUGUCUUUCAAGCGCUUGUUGGCAUGCUACAAACAGCUGAAUCGACAGACUCCUGGUAGCGGUGAAGGUGUGACGCAUGGUAUUCUUCUUGAAGACGAGAAGUCACGUGGAGACAUUAUCAAGUUUUACAAUCGGUGCUACAUUGCACCAAUGAAGGUCUUUAUUCUUCAAUUCCAGUGUCACGAAUCUCAAAUGGCUGCAGCUGACGCGGUAGUGGCCGAGGCUUCUGGUACUCCCCAAACACUGACCCCAGGCUUCACUCCUCGACGAGAAGGUAGCAACGGCACUAUGGGCUUAUCAGCGUCUUCCUCCGAUGCCGAAAGCAUCGCCCGAGCAGCGUCAGAAGCUGUUCAAAAGCUCUUUCAAACACACAACAACUCCAGCUCAACGAACGAUAGAAGCAGUGUGCUUCCGAGCACCCCACCGCGUCCAAAUCGCCGUGGAAUGCGAUCCCCUUUUGUAUCGUCUCCAGCCGUAUCAGCGCUUCAGAUGUUCACCUCAGCUGAAGUCCAAACGCUGCCUGUAUCAAUGAACCAGACGUCCCCAAAACGCGUCAAGUCCUCAAACGUCUUCAUGUCUCCACUGCAACAAGUUCGCUUGGAUCGACGUUCCGAACUCACUCCGCGCUCACACGCUCUGUAUGCAAUUGGCGAAAGUCCAGCACGGGAUCUGGCGUUGAUUAACCGCGCAGUUAACACGGCACCCGCAAAUUUGCGACGUGUUCGUGCCCCGGAUCUUGUCAUGGAUAGCGACACCGAACAUGACGGCAAUGAUACUAUUCCGAUCCGUAAGAAACAGAAAACAGCAUCAUAGGAGACGUUCCCAAGUUGUAGUCGUGCUGCUGUGUAAAUUAUGCGUAAUAUGUUUUUUUUACUAAGGCUCCGGCAGGAAUCACGGAUGUUUCUGGAACA